Molecule: messenger RNA, 1561 nt
Organism: Pyrus x bretschneideri (Chinese white pear)
Lineage: Eukaryota; Viridiplantae; Streptophyta; Magnoliopsida; Rosales; Rosaceae
Product: solute carrier family 25 member 44-like
Exons: 6
Coding region: 239-1216 (325 amino acids)
Source: RefSeq, a predicted model, not a curated record
UCUAGUCUCUUUUGGAGUGCACCGAGUACGCGGUUGCCGCCUCGCCGUGGGAACCCAGAAGAAGGAGCAUCGGGCAGCCGUGUACGUUACAAAGCCUCAGCUGCGAAUCCCCGUUUCUAAAACCAUAAAUUGCAGCAGUCAGAAUCUGUCACUAAAAACAAACAUUCACUAUUUGAAAGCUGGAAAAACAUUGUGGGGGAAGAAAUUAAAAACGGAAAAGCUUUGGAGACGGGAAAACAUGGCGGUGGAGACGGAGCCUGUGACGGUGCCGGAGUUGGCCCUUUCUGAUACUGACAUCAACUGGGACAGGUUGGACAAGACAAAGUUUCACAUUAUCGGGGCUAUUCUCUUCACAGCGCAGUCGGCCUUGCUACAUCCAACAGCAGUUUUAAAGACUAGAAUGCAAGUAGCUGGUUCUGGACUCUCUCACAUGAGUGGAAUAUCAGUAUUUAGACAUAUAUUAAGAUGUGAUGGCAUCCCCGGCAUAUUUAGAGGUUUUGGCACAUCUGCCAUUGGAUCGUUGCCCGGUAGGGUCUUGGCUUUGACAUCACUUGAAGUAUCAAAGGAUAUGAUGUUGAAAUACACUGAUGGUCUAGACAUGCCUGAGGCUACACGUGUUGGCAUUGCUAAUGGAGUGGCGGGAAUGUUCUCAAAUUUAGUUUCUUGUGGGUACUAUGUGCCUUUGGAUGUGAUUUGCCAAAGACUAAUGGUGCAAGGACUUCCCGGGACUACAUCCUGCAACAAACCAUUUGAUGUUAUACAGAAUGUGACAAAGGCUGAAGGUCUUCGUGGAUUGUACAGAGGCUUCGGACUAACAGCUCUGACCCAGUCACCAGCAAAUGCACUUUGGUGGGGUGCCUAUGGUUCUGCACACCACAUGAUCUGGAGGAGUUUGGGCUAUAGAGACGAUGCAGAGAAGAAACCGUCUCAUAUGGAGAUGGUGACAGUUCAGGCUUCAGCCGGCAUGAUGGCUGGUGCUUGUACCUCUAUUAUCACUACUCCUAUUGACACAGUCAAGACACGACUUCAGGUCAUGGAUAAUUAUGGUGCUGGAAGACCGUCAGUACUGAAAACGGCGAAGACACUCCUUAAAGAGGAUGGAUGGCGGGGAUUUUAUAGAGGUUUUGGUCCAAGGUUCUUAAAUAUGUCACUCUAUGGAACUACAAUGAUCGUUACUUACGAAUUGAUAAAGAGAUUAUCUGUAAGGGAAGGAUGAAAUCGUCAGCUGGAAGAGGUACAACUUUGCCGCAACACUUGUUCCUGGAGCGAGAUGAGAUCGAUCCGGGUAUUCGAAAUUUUAUUUUUCUCAACAGACAGUCAGACAGACAUAGCCUAUCUACGUAAGGAUGCAUUUCUUGAACGGGCUCCGUUUCUUGCCGUUUCCUUCCUUGUUAUUUGAAUAGGAAGGCUGGGUUUCCAUUCACCCUCUAGUUUUGUAAAUGUGCAUGUCGAUUUAAAUUUCAUAGCUUGUUCAUCAACUUUUCGAGCUAUUUCUAACUAACUCGUAUUUUAUGUUGGAUUUUAUGUUCCGUCAUUUCAGUUUAGAGUUUUUCGGGUUUUA